Molecule: messenger RNA, 4385 nt
Organism: Papilio machaon (common yellow swallowtail)
Lineage: Eukaryota; Metazoa; Arthropoda; Insecta; Lepidoptera; Papilionidae
Exons: 7
Coding region: 81-4322 (1413 amino acids)
Biological process (GO): tRNA methylation
Molecular function (GO): tRNA (guanine) methyltransferase activity; RNA binding
Source: RefSeq, a predicted model, not a curated record
UGAACGUAAACAGAUAUAAACACAUGGGUUGAUUCGCCGAAUUAUUUCAUUUGAGUGUAUUUAAGUUUUUAACACUAAAAAUGCUUCCCCGUGACGAUUUAAUAUCCUUUAUGGAUCUCCUUGACUUAGAUGAAGAAGUUGUUGAUACUCGAUUGGCAGCAAUAAUGGAAAGAUCAAAUUUCAUCGAAAACCAUCUUACAAAUGCUUUGCAUUUGUUGAAAUAUAAACAACUUAUUAAUUUAAGAGAAGAUUGCGAAUGCGAAAAUGAUAAAGAAUUUUAUUUCGUAAGUAAAUUAUUAAGUAAUCUACAAGAAGAUAAUGUAGAAAACAUUUGUAAAAUAAUUAAAGUUGUAUUAUCUCUUAAUCCGAAUACUUUAGUGUCCAAAUCUGAACAUUUAGUUCAACAAAUUUUGUGCAAUAUGGAGUUACCUUCACAACCUGUUAAACCGUUGAUGAGCAUCAAUGAAGAUCAGGUUACAAAAGUAAUUCUUGAUUUAAAAGUAUGUAGUAGUAUUGUUGAAGCAGUUAUUAACAAUAAUGAUGUUUUAACACUACCAUUUCUGGAAAUACCAUUAGAAAAUGUUUUAUAUAGUAAUGAUGAUAAACUAAAAGGAUACUUUCUAACCAAGACUGUUCCAUUAUUCUUUAAAGGUGUCCAUGGUUACGGUAUAUUGGACAGAAUUUGGAAACAUCUUAUACAGCUUAAUAAUAAGACAGAAAUUGGUCUUAGAACACUGAGUUGUCUUUCAGACUACUAUUUGCCCAGUGUAAAUAGUGAAAUAACUUUAGAAUCAGAAAUUGUAUUUAAACAUCAGUUUUGGGAGAUCAUUUUGGAAGGUUUAAUAUCCGAUAUAACAAACAGAAAGAUGUCUAUGUAUCUGGCUAAAAGAGCACUUGAUUAUUUAACAUUUCUUAAAAAAGAUGCUCUUAUAAAAUCACAGGAUAAUAUAAUAUUUAAAUGGAAUUAUAAAAAUAUGGAUGAGCAGAAAGUUAUAUGGGAUAAUUUUUUUAUAGUGCUAGACAGUUUAGAGGAAAAACAAAGUAAUAUUGCCCUUCCAUCUUUAAGACUUCUUGAAACAUUGAAAGAAAUGCCGGAAUGUUGGUUAAAUUGUAUAUUUAAUCUUGGUUUGAAACAUGAUAAUACACAAGUUCGUUUGAAAUGCAUUGAAAAUAGAUUAAAAUUUAAAAUACAUAUUACAUCAGAAGCAAAUACACUUUUAGAAGCACUGAAUGACACAUAUCUAUUUGACAAGAAUACAGACUAUAAUAUGCUUAAAAAUACACUAUCAAAUGUGUUUUCAGAUAUUAAAACGUUAAUGUGUAUUCUUACCACAAUGCCUGAUAUUAAAUGGGCUCCUGUCCCACUAUUUCAUCUAAGCGAAGUAUUGGCAAGUGUACGAAAAGAUUUGUUAAGUAAAUAUGAUCAAGCGAGCAUCUCAAAAACAAUAUUAAAUAUUUUAAAAAUAUCAUGUAAUAACAUACUCAUAAGGAAAGCAGUUCUAGUUAAUAUCUCACAUUUAGUUGGCAACUGUUGUAGAGGAUUGCAUUGGAAAGAGUAUUUAAAUUUAUAUUCACAUUUUCAUUUUGAUACAUACACGGAAGAGAGUAGAAAUAGUAACCCAUUGCUAAUGUAUUUAAAAGAAAAUACAUUGUUACUUUCUGAUGACAUACAACCAUUGUUCAUUUUAAUAACAACUGAGGUAAAAAAUAUUGAUUUUGGUUUAUUUUAUAUACAAACACAUCCUGUAGAAGUUACCGGUUUACUAACACUAAUUAAUAAAAUGAUUUCAAACAUUCAAGACAUCAAUCAGAGACAAUUUGCUGAGAAAAUGGAAUGUUUUGAUGAAGUUGUAUCAUUAACGAAUAUUUAUAGCAAGACUACAAGAAAAAAUAAUACAGCUAUAGAAAAUAUAAAUCUUAUAACAGCUACAGCUUACAAAACUAUAUUGGAAUACUUGAUUUCUGUAUUGAGAAGUGAUAAAUAUUUAAGUGUACAAGAAAUUAACAUAUUAUUUGCUGGAUUAAAACCAAUGAUUGGUAAUUUAAGUGAUUACAAUUCAAUAGAGACUGUAUUACAAGUGUAUAAGUCAUGUAUUCUAAUGCUUGCAGAUAGUCAAGUUGAUUUAGAAGCAAAGAUUUUCUCUGUGCAUAUUUUGAGUGCUUUAUUAACAAGUCCAUUGAUGAUAGAGUAUCAUAGACAUGAAAUUUUAUCUAUAGAAGAUUUCCUAAAACUAACUAAGUCAGGUUUAGUAGAGUCUAGUAUAAAAGAAAGAAGCGGUAGACUUAAGAAUAUUUUAUAUGAAAAAUAUUGUGAAAUUUUAUACAAUAUUAUUAAAAUUAAUAAAACAAAUUUGAAAGUGCCAAAAGAGUUUACAAUAUUCAUAGAUAAUGCAGUAGAAUGUGGUGGCUACGGAUGUUUGAUUUGGAUUCUCAAAAUUAUGAAAGAUGUUAUACCAAUUUUGGAUCAUGAAUUUGAUUUGUCUGUAUUUUUAGAAAAAAUGUGGAAAGAGAUAGAAGAAUUAAAAACUAAUAAUCAAUAUAUAAAAUGUAUUGAAGAAUUUGUUAAUAUAAUAACUGAAAAUUCACUAUUAAUUAAGCCUGAAUAUAAUAAUUUAUUUCUAUCAUAUUGGCAUAAAAUAAUUGAAUAUGGUCCUUUAAAGAAUUCUCCAUUAUUCUUUCUAACGAGACAAAUAAAUGGGAAAGAUUUGUCUAAAUAUAGUCACAUGAUUUAUGCUCUGUGUGACAUAUUAUUAUACUGUCCUAUUCCUAGAAAAGAUCAGAGGAUUACCGAUAACCUUUCAAUUGAAAUUUUAAAUCAAAAUAAAUAUGGCAUUGAUAACAGAAGUUUCGAUGUGCACUUUAAUUUUCAUAUACAAUAUUUAUCAUACUCUGCAUUAAGUAAAGUUGAUGAUCAAGAAGUUUUAAAAACAAUAAUAACAUUUAUUACAAAUAAAAUAAAUAUAAUAUUUACGAGUAAAAAACGAUAUCAUGGUAAUUCAAAAUCUCACAGAACUUUAUUAACGGCUAUGCAAACUUUGCUAUUAAUAUUGUUGAAAUCUAGAGAUGCUCAAAUGGACAAUAUUGCAAAUUGGUGUAUGGAUAUAUUAGGCUCUAUUCCUCAUCAACCAAGUGUUAGAAUAUGUUUGGAAUGGUAUAUAGCUCUUUCCUACUGUUUCAAGGAAGUUCAAAUAGGUGAGAAUAUGAUAGAGCAUUUUAAAUCGAAAAAUAUACCAUUGACAUCACAAUUUAUAAUUCUUUACUGGAUUAUUAAAUUCAGGAUAAAGCAUGGUUCUUUAAAAAGCGAUGAAUAUGAAUUUGUAAUAGACAACCUUCUUUAUCACACAAUGGGACAAAUAUUUAGCUUGAGAUUACAUGCACAAUAUCUUGCUACAAAAUUAUACGAUUUAAAUGUUAACAAAUCAGACAAAUACGACUUUACUAUACAAGUCAUAAGAAAAACAUUCGCAGACAGCGCCGGAGACAAAGGAUUUAUAAAGCUUCAAAAGGAUUAUUUUGCAAACGACUUUGACCUCGUCAUAGAUUUUAUACCAAGUUUCAUAUUUUAUUUUCUACCGAGAUAUUGUGAGAUGUAUGUUAAUGAAAAAUUAGACAAGUCUUUCAUAAAAACCAUCCUGCAAGAUAUAGAUGACAAUUCUUUUGCGAAAGUUUCAAAGAGCGUUUUUAAAACCGAAUGGACGAAAUAUCAAAAGAGACAUGAUGAUAUUUACGACGUUUUGAUCACCGAAAUGAAAGAAGCCGGAGAAGAAGAUGAAUCAAAUACUAUUCAGAAGAAAUACGUUCCUUGGAAUAAUAUGAGCGAUAUAAAUAUGUAUGAACUUCAAGAUAAGAAAGGCAAAAAGGGUGAACUCAUAGUGGUGGCCUCAUUGAUCGAUAAACUGCCGAAUCUUGGUGGAUUAGCUCGCACUAGUGAAGUCUUCGGCAUUAAAACUUAUGUUAUCGAUAGCCUCCGUCACUUACAGGAUAAGCAGUUUCAAGGCUUAAGUGUAUCAGCGGAACGUUGGAUUGAUGUAGAAGAGGUGCGACCCAGCGGUCUGAAGCAAUACCUCAUGGAAAAGAAAUCUGAAGGUUAUUCAGUGGUUGCCGCUGAGCAAACUUCUUCCAGUUCACAAUUGCAGACAUUCAAGUUCCCGAAGAAGACAUUACUGUUGCUCGGACAUGAAAAAGAAGGCGUAUCUUGCGAUCUUUUGCCUUUGAUGGACUUUUGCGUUGAAAUUCCACAGCAAGGUGUGGUUCGGUCUUUGAACGUUCACGUUACCGCCGCCAUCUUUGUUUGGGAGUACUCGAGGCAGAUCAUGUUAUAAUAUGUAAAUAAAUAUUUAUUCAACUUUAUACAACUGACUUUUAAUUUCCAUUAUUCCUUAAAU